AUGGGUUCCAAUUCUAACUACGACGAUGGCAAAUCUCCAUUUACAGAUCCUGUAUUGCACAUCACGUCCCAUAAUGCUGCCGGCCAAGCAGUUGUUCAAAGCUCGACAACCGAGGUGGCACUGCCAUAUGAAGGAUUAAAUAUCAGCCACAGUCUGCUUUAUACGACAUCUGAGUUUCCACCCGACCUCAACGAUGACAAAGAUGUCAAGCUACAUGAAGAAAUGAGGGCUUCGGGCAAAUUAAACAUCGUUCAACCAUACGGAACUGUCAUCCGUAUUGUCAACUUCGGACCUCACAAUACGGCGCUUAUGCAUCGUACGCAGAGCCUGGAUUAUGGCGUUGUGCUGGAGGGUAGCGUCAUUAUGGAGUUGGAUGAUGACAGUAGGACGCUCAUGAGGAAGGGUGACGUCGCGGUCCAACGAGGAACCAUGCAUGCUUGGAAGAAUGCCAGUGAGACCGAAUGGGCUCGAAUGUUGUUCCUCCUGCAGGACUGCCAGCCUCUUUUGGUGGGCGGUCAGAGAUUCAAGGAAGAUCUUGGUCAUGGCUACAGCGUGUUUCCAGAGAGUGGAAAUGACAUAUAA
This is a messenger RNA of Cladophialophora psammophila CBS 110553, 582 nucleotides long. RefSeq lists its product as uncharacterized. The record is from RefSeq and is a predicted model, not a curated record. The transcript has a single exon. Bases 1 to 582 code for a protein of 193 amino acids. Lineage: Eukaryota; Fungi; Ascomycota; Eurotiomycetes; Chaetothyriales; Herpotrichiellaceae.